AUGGCCGACGACGCUCAGCAUGAACACACCUUCGACUCGGCUGACGCCGGUGCGUCGCUGACCUUCCCGAUGCAAUGCUCUUCCCUCCGGAAGAACGGCUUCGUUGUCAUCAAGAGCCGUCCCUGCAAGAUCGUCGACAUGUCUACCUCCAAGACUGGCAAGCACGGUCACGCCAAGGUCCACUUGGUCGCCAUUGACAUCUUCACUGGCAAGAAGCUUGAGGAGCUCUGCCCUUCCACCCACAACAUGGACGUCCCCAACGUCUCCCGCCGCGAGUACCAGCUUCUUGACAUCUCCGACGAUGACUACCUCUCCCUCAUGACCGAUGAUGGUGACACCAAGGAUGAUGUCAAGGUCCCCGACGGAGAGAUUGGCGAGAAGAUUCUCCGCCUCUUCAAGACCGAGGAGAAGGACACCAACGUUGUCAUUCUGACUGCCAUGGGUGAGGAGGCUGCCGUCGAGGCCAAGGAGGCUCCCAAGCAGGGCUAA
Diaporthe citri is the source of this 489-nucleotide messenger RNA. RefSeq lists its product as uncharacterized. The coding region runs from base 1 to 489 and encodes 162 amino acids. Gene Ontology annotation, molecular function: translation elongation factor activity; RNA binding; ribosome binding. Gene Ontology annotation, biological process: positive regulation of translational elongation; positive regulation of translational termination. The transcript has 4 exons. Lineage: Eukaryota; Fungi; Ascomycota; Sordariomycetes; Diaporthales; Diaporthaceae. The record is from RefSeq and is a predicted model, not a curated record.